CAGCUCCCGGGCGUGUUUCCUACCAGCCGGGGAGGCAGAGCCUCGACCCGCGAGUCGGGGGCGCCCUGGCGCGGGGCCGCAGCGGAGUGGGAGGUGGACGCGCUGGCGGCGCAGCUCGCCGGCGCCUCCAGCAUGGAGUGGGAGCUCAACUUGCUGCUCUACCUGGCGCUCUUCUUCUUCCUGCUCUUCCUACUUUUCCUCCUGCUCUUCGUGGUCAUCAAGCAGCUGAAGAACUCCGUGGCCAGCACAGCCGGGGCGCUCCAGCCGGGACGCCUCUCGCUGCACCGCGAGCCGUGGGGCUUCGCCCACGAACAAGCGGUGUGAGCCGCCUCACGGGCAGCAGUCCCGGCUUUGAUUAUCCGUGCCUGUGGCAGUCCAGGUUGAUGCUGUCUGGAGUCAAGCGCUGCUUUUGGCUGCUGUGCCUAGGACCCGAGCUGCGGUUGCAGCCUGCAGACUGCAGUGAGAAGGCUACAGCAGUGGGAGAAGGAAGCUUCUCG
Molecule: messenger RNA, 497 nt
Organism: Ochotona princeps (American pika)
Lineage: Eukaryota; Metazoa; Chordata; Mammalia; Lagomorpha; Ochotonidae
Gene: SMIM43
Product: small integral membrane protein 43
Exons: 2
Coding region: 133-324 (63 amino acids)
Source: RefSeq, a predicted model, not a curated record